Messenger RNA from Chanos chanos (milkfish), 1974 nucleotides. RefSeq names its product USP6 N-terminal-like protein. Gene Ontology annotation, biological process: regulation of GTPase activity. Gene Ontology annotation, molecular function: GTPase activator activity; small GTPase binding. Lineage: Eukaryota; Metazoa; Chordata; Actinopteri; Gonorynchiformes; Chanidae. The record is from RefSeq and is a predicted model, not a curated record. Bases 1 to 1974 code for a protein of 657 amino acids. The transcript has 13 exons.
AUGAAGAAAGACAUUGAAGUCCUGAUAGCAGAGGAACGAGCUGAGAUCAUCUCUAAAUAUGAUAAGGGCAGGGAUGAAGGUGUGGAAAUUGAUCCCUGGGAAGAUGCAGACUACAGUAUUUACCGUUCUACAGAUCGCUUUGGCUUCCUGCAUGAAGAGGAACUGCCUGCACCGAGUGCCCUUGAGGAUAAGCAAAAGCAGCAGGAGAUUGAACGAGUACAGAAAUGGCUGAAGAUGGUGAGAAAAUGGGAUAAAUACAGAAACAGUGAGCGGAUGAUGAAAAGGGUAUAUAAAGGGAUCCCCCUUCAGCUGAGAGGUCAGGCGUGGGCCCUGCUGUUAGAUGUGGAGAGAGUGAAGAAUGAUAAUGAGGGAAAAUAUGAGAGAAUGAAAGAACAGGCAAGAAUCUACUCUUCUGAAAUUAAACAAAUUGACCUGGAUGUGAACAGAACAUUCAGAAACCAUAUAAUGUUUAUGGAUCGGUUUGGAGUCAAGCAGCAGUCUCUGUUCCAUGUCCUGUGUGCAUACUCAGUGUACAACACGGAAGUGAGUUACUGCCAGGGUAUGAGUCAAAUAGCUGCCAUUCUGCUGAUGUACAUGAAUGAAGAGGAUGCUUUCUGGGCCCUGUCACAGCUGCUGACCAAUCAAAAACAUGCCAUGCAUGGCUUUUUUAUUCCUGGGUUUCCCAAACUUCAGCGCUUCCAGUCACACCAUGAUCAGAUUCUCUCCAAACUCCUGCCCAAGUUAAAGAAGCACUUGGACAAGGAGCAGAUGUCCAGCGGGAUUUACACCACUAAAUGGUUCUUGCAGUGUUUCAUUGACAGAACGCCGUUCACCCUGACCUUACGCCUGUGGGACAUCUACAUUCUGGAAGGAGAGAAGCUUCUCACUGCCAUGGCUUACACCAUCCUUAAACUGCACAAGAAGCGUUUGAUGAAGAUGUCACUGGAAGAUCUGAGAGAGUUUCUGCAGGAGAAGAUUGGGAGAUCUUUUUACCUCAGCGAUGAUAUUGUUAUUGAACAGCUUCAACUGUCUAUGUCCGAACUCCGCAAAAUGAAGCUUGACGUCCCACCUCCAGCCAAGCCAGAGGAGCUCCCUCGGAAUCCUUUGGGUGUGGAGCUGCCCGUGGUGCUGACGCCUGUGAUUCCUCCCAAACAGAGCCCAUCCCAGGACACACCUGAUAAGAGCCAGCUGGCCAAACGGCCACAGGUGUCCCUCCACAUCCCCCUGGACCAGGAGUCCAUAGUGCUGGAUCAGAGUUCCCCAGAGGAGAAACGGCCCCAACACGGGGAUGGAGAGAUCCACAGUCCGUCUCCUUUACCCUCCCCUGAUCCUGUUCUAGUACACAGCCAAGCCCUGCCAAGCCCAGAUGAAAUGACAGGAGCACCUGAAGAUGGCGGAGAAAGGCCGCCACCGUACGAACCCCCACAAAACAGCAUCCCUCAUGUAGGAGAAACAAUGACUCUUUGCGAUGAUGACCCCCCUACAGCUCUGGACGAAGACCAGCCCUUGUCGGUGUCUCUGCCUGGAGCAAAUAAUUUAGAUAAGUCUCAGGAUACAACACCCCCCUCUCAGGACCCUGAAGAGUUGAAAAUAAGUGUAACCAAUGAAUCCGUUGCUCUUGCAUCCCCUAACAAGUUUCCACUGACGCUGGCCUUACCAGCACAGGGGGUCAGACGGCCUUCCAAUGUCUCUCAGUACGAGAAUCUGACCGAAGAACAGGUGGACACUGGGAAGAACGAUCAGGACUGCUCUUUGGAGGCUGUUCCUCAGAGCUCCACAAAAUGUUCUAGAAAUAAAGAUCCUUUGGAAUCACCAAACCCUCCGAUGGCCUUCAACCACCCGCAGUCCCAAUCCCAACCAAAAGAGGCCUCAGAGCUGUCAACCUCAGGGGGCAUUCCCAAUGUUCAUUCCCUCCCACAUGUUCACAAUCCUCAAUCCAACCCUUCACAGCUCUCCAAAUCGCAUACGUUUUAG